This is a messenger RNA of Acipenser ruthenus (sterlet), 1797 nucleotides long. RefSeq names its product membrane-spanning 4-domains subfamily A member 12-like. The record is from RefSeq and is a predicted model, not a curated record. Bases 177 to 896 code for a protein of 239 amino acids. Gene Ontology annotation, cellular component: membrane. NCBI's taxonomy places the organism in Eukaryota, Metazoa, Chordata, Actinopteri, Acipenseriformes, Acipenseridae. The transcript is spliced from 7 exons.
CUGCAGCUUUAACAGAAUGGGUUGGGCACAGACACGACACUGAUAGUUUGGACCUGGUGUGCAUUUAUUGCGCAGCAGUAAUAUUUCAGUGAGGUUCCUCCAGCAGUUACCAGGCAUUUUGCUAAAAAUCUAAGACAACAUUUCCAUAAGAAAGAACAGCUCAAGCGCUGAAGGACAUGUCUCUGUCCGUUGUCAAAGCCCAUGGCAUGGCGGCCUACACCCUGACCAUCGCAGAGUGUGACGACUCUGUGCCUCCGAUUUGCCAGUUGUUCAAGAUGCUGUGCUGCAGUUCUUUUUGCAAAGUGACACAUAAACUGAAGAACCUUUUCAAUGGAAACCAGGGAGCCCUGGGGACUGUCCAGAUAAUGAUUGGGUUGGUGACCUUAGCGUUUGGUACAGUGCUGUCACAGACUUCAUACACAGAGGGAUUCCAGUACGGGAUUGGUGUAAUGUGUAUUGUUUCGGGAAUUCUCUGUGUCAUUACGGACAAGUUUCCCAACCCGUGCUUGGUUUUGCUAACCAUACUCAUGAACAUUGUGAGCGCCAUCCUUGCUGUUACUGCAGUCAUCUUCCUCGCUGUAGAUAUGCGUUGGAAUGCUUGGGGGAAUGCCUGCUAUGAGCAAGAUGAUUCUGACAAAACGUACAUCGAGGAAUGCCUGAAAAACAGACACAUCUUGUCUAUGAUCUUAACUAGUUUGAGGAGUUCGUUGUUGAUCUUUGGAGUGCUUCAGCUCUGCAUCACCAUUGCCAUGGCUGUGUUGGGAUCCAAGGCUCUGUGCAAGUACAAAGGCACCCAGCAGCCUCUUGCAGAACACGAGUUUGAACCACUCCUGGAUGUGACCACUGAAGACUGCCAUUCCAGCUGCUACGCUCAGACUGUACCUGACAGUAAAUAACAGGUGCUACAGCGAUGCUAUGGUUUUGAUUUACCCAUGUCUUUUUGAGCUUAGAAAAAGAGGAGUGUGCACUACACAUAAUCGUAUCUUUAUUACUGUGGAAUUAAAUGAGUCCUAACCAAGGUUUCCUACCUCUUAUCAGCAGCAUGGUCCACCAUUUCUUGAGUUAAGACCUUUCCCUUUGGUUGCUUCUUGUUAUACUUCUGGACUUUUCAAAUACAAUGCUAUAGCUACACUGCUUGGCCUCUUUACAAGUUGGAUUUGGCCUCGCCCUGGUGUGGGGCGCCUUCUCCUUGUAUAUCCUGGGUCCCUCGAUUACUCUGGCAGGCUGAUUUGAAUGCUACAGUUUACAUAGUCAUUGCCAGGAUCAAGUCCACCCAACAAUGUUGUACCCUGAUGGCGAUGCCUACUUGCAAGACAAGGAUGCCAGAAUAGUGUGUGAAUGGUUGGAGGAGCAUGAUGGAGAAAUCUUCCAUGGCUACCACAAUCCCCAGACCUCAAUCCUAGUAGGCAUGUUUGGGAUCAUCACAAUCCUCUUACUGCCUCUCUGCACCAUUUAUAUGAAAUGUUACUGGCUGAAUGGGAUCCCUAAUGCACGGUGGCCCAGCCCGAUAUUAGGUAUAGGUUCUAUUAAAGUGGCUAGGACAUAUAUGUAGAAAGCAGUUGUUACUGCUAAUAAGAGGUAAUAAAACUGACUAAAUCUGAACAGAUCGAAAUCAAUAUUGCACCACAAUUACCUUUGCUUAAAUGUCUUUUCACCCAGUUGUGUUGGGUUGCUAAAUUAGUGUAUUCUUAUGAUGUGUCAAGUUCUCUUUCUGAUUUAGCAAUACACUUUGUUGGAGCUUAUAUGUGCCUUUGUUAAAUACGUUUCAUACUUUUGCAAUAAAUGAUGAAAGCAGAA